AGCAACCUCGCAACCAAGCAAGCAAGAACGCAAGCAGGCUUUCUCGACACCACACACGCUCUCUUUCUCUCUCUCUCUCCCUCUCCCUCUCGCUCUCCCUCUCCCUCCCUUCCUCUGUAUCACGCACCUCGGCCUGCCUUCGCUGAACCCCUCUCUCGUUGUCGCCCUCCACUUGUCCAUCUGCGAGCAGUGGACGUGGUGUGCGUCUAGUUACCGCGCCAACUCGAGCGGCACUGGCCCGUCAGGAGAGCCGUCGCGUCCACCACUAGCAGCCCCCCAAAACGUCAACCGCCCAGCUUCGUUCUCCACCUGCCUCAGUACAACAAAUUCCUCUCCCCCCCCCCAAGCUUCGAGCCACCUUCCAACCUUUUCCCCGACCGAUUGUCCUCUCGCACCGAUCCAACUGCCUCACCUUCGCUUUCUUCACCUGGUGCAACACCACCUUCGGCACCCUACCUUUUCCUUUUUUUUUUUUUAAUAUCAAACCUUAAUUCGUGAUCCCGGUAUCCGUCCGCUCGCUCCUUCGCUUGUACCCAACCCCCCUCGACGAUACAGCACGUCACCAACACGAUCUACACAUUGCGCGCGAACCGUCCGUUCACUUGCUCCGGCCUCGACUUGCAGCAGCGUGCAAUCGAGCCUGCUUUCCUCCACGCGCGCAUAAUACUUCGGUACGACUCUUGUGCUCUGGGAAUGGUCCACUUGUAGAACUUCAACUUGUAUUUUUCACAACAUGUCGGGCCACCAGCAGGGCGGUCAGUACGAUAAUUCCUACGGCCAUGACGGCCAGGGAUAUUAUCAGGACGACCAAGGUUACUACGACCAUAACCAACAUUACGAUCAUAAUGGUCAGGACGGCUACUAUGAUGAUCAACAGGGCUACUACAAUAACGACCAUCAGGGCGGCUACGCCCAAGAUGGCUACUACGAUCAGCAAGGGUAUCACGGCGAUGAGUACUACGACAACCAGUACUAUGAUCAGGGUUAUGGCCAACAAGGCUAUGCCCAGGGUGGUCGUCGAGGACCUUCCGAAGAAGAGUCGGAGACCUUCAGCGACUUCACUAUGAGGUCGGAUAUUCACCGUGCCGCUGACAUGGACUACUACGGCCGCGGCGACGAGAGAUACAACAGCUACGGAGAAGGACAGCGUGGCUACAGACCCCCCUCGUCCCAAAUCUCGUACGGCAAUCGCUCGUCAGGUGCCUCGACGCCAAUCUACGGACCCGGCUACGAUGCUCUUCCUGCAGGGCAACGCUCCAGAGAACCGUAUCCGGCUUGGACCGUUGAUGCGCAGGUUCCCAUCACCAAGGAAGAGAUUGAGGAGAUCUUCAUGGAACUGCGCGCCAAGUUUGGCUUCCAGGGCGACAACGUGCGCAACAUGUACGACCACCUGAUGACCCAACUCGACUCACGGGCCUCGCGUAUGACGCCCAACCAGGCCCUGCUCACGCUUCACGCUGACUACAUCGGUGGUGAAAACGCUAACUAUCGGAGGUGGUAUUUUGCUGCUCAUCUCGAUCUUGACGACGCCGUUGGCUUCGCCAACAUGAAGCUCGGCAAGGCCGACAGGCGGACCCGCAAAGCCCGUCGCGCGGCGAAGAAGGCAGCGGCGCAAAAUCCUCAGAACGAAGAGCAGACCCUGGAGGCGCUGGAGGGCGAUAACAGCUUGGAGGCUGCAGAGUAUCGCUGGAAGACCCGAAUGAACCGCAUGUCUCAAGCGGAGCGUGUCAGACAGAUUGCUCUGUACCUGCUCUGCUGGGGUGAAGCAAACCAAGUUCGCUUCGUGCCCGAAUGUCUCUGCUUCAUCUUCAAGUGUGCCGACGACUGGCUCAACUCGCCGGCGUCGCAAAACGUGCAGGAAGUAGAGGAGUUCACGUAUCUCAACAAUGUCAUCACUCCUCUUUACCAGUACAUUCGAGACCAGGGCUACGAGAUCCAGGACGGCAAGUACAUGCGUCGCGAAAAGGAUCACGCCAAGAUCAUCGGCUAUGACGAUAUCAAUCAACUCUUCUGGUACCCUGAGGGCAUAGAGCGAAUCGUGCUGGAAGACAAGACACGCAUCGUCGACCUGCCCCCGUCUGAGCGUUACAUGCGUCUGAAGGACGUCGUCUGGAAGAAGGUAUUCUUCAAGACGUACAAGGAAACUCGCUCCUGGUUCCAUGCGCUGGUCAAUUUCAACCGCAUCUGGGUCAUCCACGUCACUGUGUUCUGGUUCUAUGUCUCCUACAAUUCGCCUACCAUCUACACCAAGAACUACCAGCAGGAGUUGAACCAGAAGCCGAACGCUCCCGCCCAAUGGUCCGCUGUGGCUCUUGGUGGAGCCAUCUCUUGUCUGAUCAUGAUCGCCGCGACUUGUGCGGAAUGGGCCUACGUUCCGCGAAGAUGGACUGGAGCCCAGCACCUGCGUGGUCGACUGUUCUUCCUGAUUGGCAUGUUUGUGUUGAACAUUGCUCCCUCGGCCUACAUCUUCGGGUACAAGCAGACCGGCUCCAUUGCUUUGGCACUCGGCAUCGUCCAGUUCUUCAUCGCCCUCGGCACGUUCUUCUUCUUCUCCAUUCAGCCCCUUGGCGGCCUGUUUGGCAGCUAUCUCAACAAGAAGAAGUCGAGGCAGUACGUUGCUAGUCAGACUUUCACCGCAAGCUGGCCACAUCUGAAGGGCAACGACAUGUGGAUGUCGUACGGCCUGUGGGUGCUCGUCUUCGCAACGAAGCUUGUCGAGUCGUACUUCUUCCUGAUUCUCUCAGUCAAGGACCCCAUUCGUAUCCUGUCGAUGAUGAGGAUGAGAAACUGUGUCGGCGAUAAGAUUCUGGGCACGACUCUCUGCACAUACCAGGCUCAGAUUCUCCUCGGUCUCAUGAUCUUCACGGAUUUGAUCCUCUUCUUCCUGGAUACUUACCUGUGGUACAUUUUGUACAACACGGUCUUUUCAAUUGCCCGAUCUUUCUACCUCGGUGUUUCAAUCUGGACCCCUUGGAGAAACAUCUUCUCACGGUUGCCGAAACGUAUCUACUCCAAGGUUCUUGCGACGACCGAUAUGGAGAUCAAGUACAAGCCCAAGGUGCUCAUCUCUCAAAUUUGGAACGCUAUCGUCAUUUCCAUGUACCGAGAGCACCUUCUGGCCAUCGACCAUGUUCAAAAGCUUUUGUACCAUCAGGUUCCGUCCGAGCAGGAAGGGAAGCGUACGCUGCGCGCUCCAACUUUCUUCGUUUCUCAGGAGGAUCACUCUUUCAAAACGGAGUUCUUCCCAGCGCAGAGCGAGGCUGAGCGCCGCAUCUCCUUCUUCGCCCAGUCCUUGUCCACGCCUAUUCCAGAGCCGCUGCCGGUUGACAACAUGCCCACUUUCACGGUGUUGAUUCCACACUACGGUGAGAAGAUUCUGCACUCCUUACGUGAAAUCAUUCGUGAGGAUGAGCCCUACUCACGUGUCACCCUUCUUGAGUAUCUGAAACAGCUCCACCCGCAUGAAUGGGACUGCUUUGUGAAGGAUACCAAGAUACUGGCUGACGAGACCUCUCAAUUCAACGGCGAUUACGAGAAGAGCGAGAAAGAGACUACCAAGAGCAAGAACGACGACCUACCGUUCUACUGCAUUGGUUUCAAGUCCGCGGCUCCGGAGUACACGCUCCGAACUCGUAUCUGGGCCUCGCUCCGCUCUCAGACUCUGUACCGCACCGUCUCCGGUUUCAUGAACUACAGCCGCGCCAUCAAACUUCUGUACCGCGUUGAGAACCCGGAGGUCGUUCAGAUGUUUGGUGGUAACUCGGACAAGCUGGAACGUGAGUUGGAGCGCAUGGCUCGGCGAAAGUUCAAGAUCAUCGUCUCUAUGCAGCGUUAUGCCAAGUUCUCCAAGGAAGAGCGUGAAAAUACAGAGUUCUUGCUCCGUGCCUACCCGGAUCUCCAGAUUGCUUACCUCGACGAGGAGCCUCCUCUCAACGAGGGUGAGGAUCCUCGCAUCUACUCCGCUCUGAUCGACGGUCACUCUGAGAUCAUGGAGAACGGUAUGCGUCGUCCCAAGUUCCGAGUCCAGCUGUCAGGUAACCCUAUUCUUGGUGAUGGCAAGUCGGACAACCAGAAUCACGCGAUCAUCUUCUAUCGUGGCGAGUACAUUCAGCUCAUCGACGCCAACCAGGACAAUUACCUCGAGGAGUGCUUGAAGAUCCGAUCUGUGUUGGCCGAGUUCGAGGAGAUGACCACGGAGAACGUAUCUCCAUACACGCCCGGCCUCGCGCCUCCGGAGAAGUCUCCCGUGGCCAUUCUUGGUGCUCGUGAAUACAUUUUCUCUGAGAAUAUCGGUAUCCUUGGUGACGUCGCUGCGGGCAAGGAACAAACGUUCGGCACGUUGUUCGCUCGUACUUUGGCACAAAUCGGUGGCAAGCUCCACUACGGUCAUCCUGAUUUCCUCAACGGCAUCUUCAUGUGCACGCGAGGUGGUGUGUCCAAGGCUCAGAAGGGUCUUCAUCUUAACGAGGAUAUCUACGCUGGUAUGAACGCCCUUCUGCGCGGAGGUCGAAUCAAGCACUGCGAAUACUUCCAGUGUGGUAAGGGUCGUGACCUUGGCUUUGGCUCUAUCCUCAACUUCACAACCAAGAUCGGCACUGGUAUGGGUGAGCAGAUGCUUUCCCGCGAGUACUACUACUUGGGCACUCAACUUCCACUGGAUCGGUUCCUGUCAUUCUACUAUGCCCAUCCUGGUUUCCACAUCAACAACCUGUUCAUCAUCCUUUCGGUGCAGUUGUUCAUGUUCUGUCUGAUCAACCUCGGCGCCCUCAGUCACGAGACGAUCAUUUGCCACUACAACAAGAACGUACCGAUCACCGACCCGCUCAAGCCAACUGGAUGUGCAAACUUGGUGCCCGUCCAGGACUGGGUUAAGCGUUGCGUCUUGUCCAUCUUCAUCGUCUUCUUCAUGUCGUUCAUUCCGCUUGUCGUCCAAGAGUUGACCGAGCGUGGCUUUUGGCGUGCCGCUACCCGUCUGGCCAAACAGUUCUCAUCCUUCUCUCCGUUCUUCGAGGUCUUUGUCUGCCAGAUCUACGCAAACUCUCUCCAUGCGGACCUGUCCUUUGGUGGCGCUCGAUAUAUCGGUACCGGUCGUGGCUUCGCCACUGCACGUAUUCCAUUCGGCAUCCUCUACUCUCGCUUCGCUGGUCCUUCCAUCUACAUGGGCGCUCGUCUCCUCAUGAUGCUCUUGUUUGCGACCACGACAAUCUGGGGCGUAUGGUUGAUCUAUUUCUGGGCCUCCCUGAUCGCGUUGAUGAUCUGUCCAUUCUUGUUCAACCCGCAUCAAUUCGCAUGGAACGACUUCUUCAUCGACUACCGAGAGUAUCUCCGCUGGCUGUCGCGUGGCAACACACGCUCCCACUCUGCCUCGUGGAUCGGCUUCUGUCGCCUCUCCCGAACCCGCAUCACUGGCUUCAAGAGGAAGGCACUUGGCGAUCCGUCCAGCAAAUUGUCUGGCGACGUCCCUCGCGCUCAUUUUACCAACAUCUUCUUCAGCGAAAUCGUCGGCCCGCUUGUGCUCGUUGCCGUAACUCUAAUUCCAUACCUCUUCAUUAAUGCGCAGCGCGGUGUGAUCUCCAGUAACGAGGGCAACGCGGACAAGGUGAUUGCUCCCACAAACUCACUGCUCCGUGUUGGCAUCAUUGCGCUUGCUCCCGUCGCUGUCAAUGCCGGCGUUGCAGGUGCCUUUUUCGGCAUGGCUUGCUGUAUGGGUCCUGUCCUGAGCAUGUGCUGCAAGAAGUUCGGUGCAGUGCUUGCCGCUAUUGCUCAUGCCGUCUCCGUCAUCAUGCUCUUUGCCUUCUUCGAAGUCAUGUUCUUUCUCGAAGCCUGGUCCUUCCCGAAGGCAAUUCUCGGCAUGGUCACCGUGUUGGCCAUUCAGCGCUUUGUCUACAAACUCAUCAUUGCCCUGGCGCUCACGCGUGAGUUCAAAGCUGAUUCGGCUAACAUUGCGUGGUGGACUGGUAAAUGGUACUCUCUUGGUUGGCACACACUCUCCCAGCCUGGUCGCGAGUUCCUCUGCAAAAUUACUGAGCUGGGCUACUUCGCCGGUGACUUCGUCCUCGGUCACUUUAUCCUCUUCAUGAUGCUGCCUGUGCUCUGUAUUCCGAUGAUUGACAAGAUUCAUUCUGUCAUGCUCUUCUGGCUACGUCCCAGUCGUCAAAUCCGUCCACCUAUCUAUUCGCUCAAGCAAUCCCGUCUUCGCAAGCGACGUGUCAUCCGCUACUCUAUCCUCUACUUUGCUUUGUUUGUCCUGUUCCUUGUCCUCAUCGUUGCGCCGCUCGUAGCCGGCAAGUACCUGACCUUCAGCAACAUCCCAGACAAUCUUGCUCAACCGACCGGUCUCAACCGCAACGAUACAAUCUCUUCUGAGACUGGCACAGGUGCAGCUGCCGCUGCUACCUCUACCUCCGGCGCCAAGAGGAUGAUGUACGUCAGAAACGUCCCUGUUUGGCAAUGAACGUCUAGAUCUUUUCGGUGAAGGAGAUGAGAUUUGCUAGAAUGUGAAUAUUGCACCUCUGUAUCUUUUGUACAACAAGACAUCAUGAUGUAUGCAUGCAUGGCCUGCACUCGGAAGCGCAGUCUAAAUCCUCGCGAUCAGUGGCGUAAGACUAAACAACGUCGGCUUGGGGAGGUUUCUGUUUUUUCCUUUGGUGUGUUUUUCUUGGGCGAAGGUGGAGGGGUUGAAGGCGUUCUUUGUUAUUUUCUCUUCAUUUUACAAAGACGAAAAAUCUUUCUUUGAAUCAAAGCAAAGGAUACUAGUAUAGAAGUAAUGAAUUGCGAGUACACGGAAUGCCUAAGAUGAGCACUUGAAUGAUGCAAGUCUCAGCUUUCAUGCAUGCAGUAAUUUGACAUUUGGCUUAGAACAAGAAACUAGGCAAAAUGCACGAAUGGUCAGCCUUUUGCGCGGUACGUCGUUCAA
Molecule: messenger RNA, 6916 nt
Organism: Verruconis gallopava
Lineage: Eukaryota; Fungi; Ascomycota; Dothideomycetes; Venturiales; Sympoventuriaceae
Product: 1,3-beta-glucan synthase component FKS1
Exons: 4
Coding region: 734-6454 (1906 amino acids)
Biological process (GO): (1->3)-beta-D-glucan biosynthetic process; fungal-type cell wall polysaccharide biosynthetic process
Cellular component (GO): plasma membrane; 1,3-beta-D-glucan synthase complex
Molecular function (GO): 1,3-beta-D-glucan synthase activity
Source: RefSeq, a predicted model, not a curated record